GGAGUUAAUGAUUUAUGGGUCAGCUGGCAUGACCCCAGUUUCUGCAGAAUUCUGCAGAAAGCUUUUCUCCAUGGAGCCAUAGCUGAGCAUGUGGGUGGAUCAUGACUCCUCCUUUAGCUGUGCCUGGAGCCAGGGGACUGGAUGGGAACAGUCACUGCUUUGUCUUGGAAGUGCUGAACGCUCCAGGUCUCCAUCUCCUGCCUCCUGACCACCAGAGAUUUGACCCAGGGAAAGAAUGUGGUAACAUCUGUGGGAUCUCCAGACAGGAAUAAACAUGUCAGCUCUGGAGCCGGGGAGGCAGCGGGAUCGCGCUGCCGUCCUUGGGUCCCUCCUCACUGCUGCUCUCAUUGUGACUGUCCACAGUCUCUGCGAUGCUCCGCCCGUCUCCAGUCUGCAGAGCUCAAGGAGCAGUAUCAGAGCACUGCCUCAUUUCCCCACAAUUCCAGGGUGGAAUAUGUCUGUCGUCCAGGUUAUAUGAGAAAUAAUCAUGUCAGCAAUGUCCUUGUUUGUGGACUAAGUGGAAGGUGGCACGGAUCAAGGGACAUGUGUACAGCCAAGCACUGCACCUACCCCGGGGAGCCACCCAAUGGCAGACUCGUCCUGGGAGAGGACCUCAGUUUGGGUUCUUCAGUGAACUUCACCUGCAACACUGGGUACAGACUGCUUGGAAAUUCUAUUAUUACUUGUGUGAUUAAAAAUGGGGCUGUUACGUGGGACACAGAUAUUCCCAUGUGUGAGGUGAUACCAUGUGAACCCCCUCAAAUAGCUGAUGGGGAGCACAGUGGGGCUGACAAGGAGCUCUUUGUGUACGGAGAGUCCGUCACGUACCGGUGCCGAAGUGCCAGGAGGGCAGAGAGACCUUUAUCCCUGGUGGGAGAAGCCUCUAUUUUCUGCACAACCACGGACAAUGUCAAUGGUGUGUGGAGCAGUCCAGCCCCAGAAUGCAAAGUGGUGACCUGUGAGCCUCCAAGGGUGGCGAAUGGGAAGCUGCUGAGUGGGUACAGGUCUGAGUACACCUACGGAGACACCGUCGUGUUCGACUGUAACUUCCGCUACACCUUGAACGGCAGCGACGCCUCCACGUGCAGGGACAACAACUUCUGGGACCCCCCCCUGCCACUCUGCCAGCUCAGUAGCUGCAAUGACCCUCCAGAUGUGUAUAAUGCUGUUAAAGCCAGACUUGCUGGCAAUCUGUUCCCUGUGGACACUGUGGUCACCUACGAGUGCCUGGAGGGCCAUCAGUUCAGCGCGGGAGAAACCACGCGGAACAUCCGCUGCCGGCACUUCACGUGGGCUGAAAUCCCUCCACCAUGUGAAAGAAUUCGUUGCCCAGAUCCACGCAUCCCAAACAGAAAGUACACAUGGUACGAGAGAGACAAUUAUGUGUAUGAAAACACACUGGAAGUUACGUGCAAAGAUGGGUUUGCCUUCAAAGGUCGUGGCAGCAGCAUCACACUUCGGUGUAUGAGUGAUGGUAGAUGGGAUCCAGAGCCACCAGAGUGCAUUCCAGAACCUCGGUGCCCAAAGCCAGACAUUCUUCACGGAGUAGAGGUUCAUAAAAGCAGUGACUACACAGUGGGGACCCAAGUGCAGCUGGCUUGUGAUGAGGGCUUUUCCCUCUGGGGCCCGGACUCGACCGAGUGUCAGGCUGAUGCAACCUGGGCUCCUACCUUGCCCUUUUGCCUGUGGCCCCCUCCAAAAAUCUCCAAUGGGCAGCACAAUGGCAUGGGUAGUAAGAAGUUCUACUACGGUGCCAACGUGACCUACACCUGUUCAAAGGGUCUGUCCCUCAUCGGGGACAAAUCCAUCUACUGCACCUCUGAUGAUGGGGAGAACCUGACGUGGAGUGGAUCUGCCCCAGAGUGCAGGGCGGUUCGGUGCCCCAAGCCCGUGGUCGAGGGAAGGAUGACCCCCCAGAAGUUCACCUUUCCCUAUGGGGUGGUGCUGCGGUUCUCCUGUGAUGAAGGCUUCGCCCUGAGUGGUGCUGCAGAGAGUCAGUGCCAGGCUGAUGGCAGCUGGCACCCUCCUGUGCCCACCUGCCAGCCAGUUCGGUGUUACAGACCCUCGUGGGACCAGGACUUAGUGUUGCAGCGGAACAAAUUGUGGUAUGAGGUGAAUGAAACUCUGUCCUUCUCCUGCAAACGUAACGGACGGUCAGGGCUGCCUUCAAAACUACCUGCUCAGCUGAUGGCACCUGGGUACCACCUCUCACUGUGUAAGUACCACCAACCUGCCCAGCUUUUCCUGUAUGUUGCCCCAUUUAUAGUCUGGACUUUCGAGUGUGGAAUUCCUCUGACAGAACUGAAAACCCUGCUGGAAGUCCAGAAACUCUACCUGGAGAUCCAGAAACUUGAAAGGGAGCUAGAAAUCAGAGCAUACAGCUGACUGGUGUCACUGGUAUUGUAGCAACUGUCCUGUGCGUGUUCAAUAGUGAUGCUGACUGAGGAUUUUUAUGAUUUUGUAAUUUGUGCUAAUACUUAAGUAGCCAAAAGAAUUUUGCAAUCGCCACAGAACAGAUUUGGUCACGUGAGGAGUCAAAGUGACUUCUGACUCAUUCUGUAAGAGCUCAGGGGGUUAAGUUUGUACAUCACUUCAUACCUUUGAAAGCUUUACAUCUGUUUGCUGCACUUGGCAAUGCACAGUUAGAAAGCAACUGAGUGGAAAGUAAAUUGUUGUGUGGUACAAACAGGCAUGGGAGUCACCAACCCUCACUCACCUCACAGCUGCUGCACCUCUUUAGCCCAGCAUAGCCCAGUGCUGCCCAGUUUAUCCACUAUGCAUUCACUCACCACUUCACUGCAUUGUUAGUUUGCUUGUGACCAAGAGAACUUCAAAGCCUGUCUUAUAGCAAAACUAAAAUGCCAGGUUUUCUCAAGCAGGACAGAUGGAUCCAAGGACACGGCAGUGCCACAUUUCUGUGUGUGCACCAAGAGCAAAAGAAAGUGUAAAGGAAAAAAAAAAAGGCUGGUUUUUUUUUUUUUUCCUGCAACAUCCAGUAGAGGGGAAGUGCUGUGUAGACCGUGUGUCUUGUGAUGGGACCAGGACUCCUUCACCACAAGGUUAUAAAAACUGCAAUUGCAAUGACA
Molecule: messenger RNA, 3086 nt
Organism: Chiroxiphia lanceolata (lance-tailed manakin)
Lineage: Eukaryota; Metazoa; Chordata; Aves; Passeriformes; Pipridae
Product: C4b-binding protein alpha chain-like
Source: RefSeq, a predicted model, not a curated record